Botrytis cinerea B05.10 is the source of this 1024-nucleotide messenger RNA. RefSeq lists its product as hypothetical. NCBI's taxonomy places the organism in Eukaryota, Fungi, Ascomycota, Leotiomycetes, Helotiales, Sclerotiniaceae. Bases 63 to 368 code for a protein of 101 amino acids. The transcript is spliced from 2 exons. The record is from RefSeq and is a predicted model, not a curated record.
GGUACGUGCCGGUGAGUAGGUUGAGUGGGCAGACAGGACAGCCCUUCAUUCAACCAAUAUUGAUGCAACGGCUCAUUCAUUCCAGGUUUCAUGGAAUGUUAUUGGGAUCAAGGGUUUAUGUACCACAAAUGAGCACGAUUAAAUGCAUCAACGGUUUUGGAUACUAUGUUCACUGGAUCGUGGUAACACUCAUUCGUUACACCGAUGCAUUUGGCUUCAUGGAGAGCUUCAUGACGUGCAAUAUCACCCUGCCCUUGAUGCCAAUGGUCUGGAGUACACCUAUUGAUCUAGGUAGGUUGGGAGGUAUAGUUGGGCACAAGGGAUUCACUAUGAUAUGCAACACACAUGUCUAUACAAGUUCUAAGUAGCAUUAGAAGCACAUCCUCUCUGGAGCUCGAACAACCCAAACCCAAGCAUCCACUUUCUCUGGGACUUUGUAAAGCGUGGUGAAUAUAUGCUUCUCGAAUAUGAUACCAUUCUAAAUGGACGUCCUCUCCAACAUGCCGAUCAAUUUCGCCAAGGACCACCAGGUAUUUACUUUUUCUGUCCUGUUUUUCGCAGUGUAUAGGGGUUACAAUGGUCUAGACUACAGCCCGACAUUUGAUACACCAUAUUUGGAGGCUUUCAAUUCCUGAACCCAAUUAAGUAAUUGAAAUGGUUAUUAAGCCUUGGGCUGCUGAGAUACUUUUGUGGCCAAAUGCUCCUCGAGCAUUACCAUUCAACUGACCCCCACAAUAGGCACAGGUGAAAAUGCUGCAUUAAAAGUUUUUCAGGAAGUGUGUGGACGAACCAUGAUGCUGAACAUGAUUGUCACCGACACAACCGGUCGAAUGGCAAUGAUGAUGGGAAGCUCUGGACCUUCAGUCGAUUAUGGCGAUGAUGUUAGGCAAGUAGUUAAAGCGCUGGAGGCUGUUGUUCCACAGGAACAUUUGAUGGCUGGUAUGGUCGGCUGAGACUGUGAGAAUUUUGAGAGGGGCUUUUUUGGUAUGGCUCGGUUGAGUUCUGAAUUUCAAUCUGAAUGACA